AUGACACAGUAUUUACCACCAAAUUUGCUAGCAUUGUUUGCAGCGAGGGAUCCGAUUCCGUAUUUGCCUCCGGCCGAUAAAUUGGGCCACGAAAAGAAAAGACUUUCUUAUGGUGGAAUUGCAAGCUUGGUGAAUGAAUUUGAGGACCCUAAAGAUACUCCACCUCCAACACGAGUUGAAACUAAAGAUGAAAGAAAAGAACGAAAGAGAAAAGAAAGGGCUGAAGCACAUGCAUAUAAAUUAGAACAAGAUCUUGCUCUUUGGGACCCCACUGGUCAGCAUGCUGGGUAUUCAGAUGCAUUUAAAAGUUUAUUCGUUGCAAGAGUUGUAAGUUUCAUUUCUUUUCUAUUGUACAUGAAAUAUGAUUAG
Messenger RNA from Lottia gigantea (owl limpet), 369 nucleotides. RefSeq lists its product as hypothetical. NCBI's taxonomy places the organism in Eukaryota, Metazoa, Mollusca, Gastropoda, Lottiidae. Bases 1 to 369 code for a protein of 122 amino acids. The transcript is spliced from 4 exons. The record is from RefSeq and is a predicted model, not a curated record.